GACGUCGGAGCGCCUCGAGGAGCCCGGUUGGCUGUAGUUUGGAGGCCCCUGCUAGGGCAGGGCUUGGAGUGCUGGCGUCCGAACCGCGUAGCUGUGCCCGCCUGGACCCGGCAGGGCCGAGCCGAGCGCGAGCACUGCGCGUGCAGUGACGGAUCCCUAGCCCGAGCUGCGGCCGCCGCCGCCAUGCGCUGGGUUCGGGCGCUGCUGAAGAAUGCCACCCUGGCAGGAGCGCCCAAAUACAUCGAGCACUUCAGCAAGUUCUCCCCGUCCCCGCUGUCCAUUAAGCAGUUUCUGGACUUCGGGUCCAGCAAUGCCUGUGAGAAAACUUCAUUCACCUUCCUCAGGCAGGAGCUGCCUGUGCGCCUGGCUAACAUCAUGAAGGAGAUCAAUCUGCUUCCCGACCGGGUGCUGAGCACCCCGUCCGUGCAGCUGGUCCAGAGCUGGUAUGUCCAGAGUCUCCUGGACAUCAUGGCGUUCCUGGACAAGGACCCUGAGGACCACCAUACCCUGAACCAGUUCACAGAUGCCCUGGUCACCAUCCGGAACCGUCACAAUGACGUGGUGCCCACCAUGGCACAGGGUGUGCUUGAGUAUAAGGAUACUUACGGUGAUGACCCUGUCUCCAACCAGAACAUCCAGUACUUCCUGGACCGCUUCUACCUCAGCCGCAUCUCCAUCCGUAUGCUCAUCAACCAGCACACCCUGAUCUUUGACGGCAGCACCAACCCAGCCCACCCCAAACACAUUGGCAGCAUCGACCCCAACUGCAACGUCUCUGAUGUGGUGAAAGAUGCCUAUGACAUGGCUAAGCUCCUGUGUGACAAGUAUUACAUGGCCUCACCUGACCUGGAGAUCCAAGAGAUCAAUGCAUCCAACUCCAAACAGCCAAUUCACAUGGUCUAUGUCCCGUCCCACCUCUACCACAUGCUUUUUGAGCUCUUCAAGAAUGCCAUGCGGGCAACAGUGGAAAGCCAUGAAUCCAGCCUCGUUCUCCCCCCUAUCAAGGUCAUGUUGGCCUUGGGAGAGGAAGAUCUGUCCAUUAAAAUGAGUGACCGAGGUGGGGGUGUCCCCUUGAGGAAGAUUGAGCGACUCUUCAGCUACAUGUACUCCACAGCACCUACCCCUCAGCCCGGCACUGGGGGGACCCCGUUGGCUGGCUUUGGUUACGGCCUCCCCAUUUCCCGCCUCUACGCCAAGUACUUCCAGGGGGACCUGCAGCUCUUCUCCAUGGAGGGCUUUGGGACCGACGCUGUCAUCUAUCUCAAGGCCCUGUCCACGGACUCGGUGGAACGCCUGCCUGUCUACAACAAGUCAGCCUGGCGCCACUAUCAGACCAUCCAGGAGGCUGGCGACUGGUGUGUGCCUAGCACGGAGCCCAAGAACACGUCCACCUACCGUGUCAGCUAGGGGACCCCCACUCAUCUGCCCCUGAGAGGAUGGAUUGCUGUCUCUGGGGCUGGCCACCAUGGGGACCCUUCCUGUCCCCCAGGGUCUGGGUGGGGGGUUUUCUCUGAUGACCAGGUUCUGUCUAUGGAAAUCACUGCAAUGA
Molecule: messenger RNA, 1549 nt
Organism: Orycteropus afer afer
Lineage: Eukaryota; Metazoa; Chordata; Mammalia; Tubulidentata; Orycteropodidae
Gene: PDK2
Product: pyruvate dehydrogenase kinase 2
Biological process (GO): regulation of glucose metabolic process; protein phosphorylation
Cellular component (GO): mitochondrion
Molecular function (GO): pyruvate dehydrogenase (acetyl-transferring) kinase activity
Source: RefSeq, a predicted model, not a curated record